AUGGGCGAGUUUUACACAGGGAACCAGGCGCUCACAAUAUGCUUCAUCUUUGCCGUCCUCGACGUGGCUGUAAACUGGUUUGGCCUUAUGUGGAACGGGUCCCACUUCACAAUCGACAACAUCUACCACUGGUUUGACCUCAAGGACUACAAGUUUACCGUGAAUCCCGUCGAUUUUUUGGCGGUCGCAUUUCUGCGUGACUGCAUCCUGCUCGGUGGGGCGAUCGGCGUGUGGACGGCACCCGGCGGGGGCAGCCAGGCCGCGUCAAAGUGCAGCAAUGUGGUAUUCGCGAUGAUGCUGCUCAUCCUCGCCUUUUCGCCCUCAAAGCUGCUGGCGUUUUACGAGGACGACAAUCUAAAGCUGGCUGUCGGCGAUUGGGUGCUGAUGAUUUGGUGCGUGCUGGCGUCGCUUUUUGUGCAGGUGAUUUGGACGAGCGUUCUGUGCCGCGUGAAGGAGACGUUCCCCGGCGACAGCGAGGACAACGAGCCGCUGUUGGCGCAGGCCGAGUUUGAGGCCACUGUUCGAGAGGAAGAAACAGCAAAAGCCGCCGAGCAGCGCGAGACCUGGGCGAUUCUGAUGCGGUUGAUGCAGUACACGAUGCGCGAAUGGCAGUGCUAUCUAGCCGCGUUCACCUUCUUGUCGCUGUACUCGUUGUCGCGCGUGUUCAUCCCCUACUACACGGGGGAAGUUGUUUCCGCCGUCUUCGGCGAGCAGGCCAGCUACGAGCGCCUUCACCGCACCGUCCUUAUCAUGGCCAUCCUCUCGUUUUUGGGAGCCGUUUUUGGCGGUUUCCGAGGUGGCGCCUUCACCUAUGCGCAGGCUAGAAUAGAUAGACAGAUUAGAAACGACCUGUUCCGCUCGAUCAUCAACCAGGAAAUCGGCUUUUUCGACGAGAACAAAACGGGAGAAAUCGUUUCCCGACUAACUGCCGAUUGCCAGACGAUGACCAACACGCUGUCGCUGUACAUCAAUGUGCUUUCACGAAACUGCUUCAUGCUGUUCGGUUCGAUCAUCUUCAUGUUUACGCUGUCUUGGCGGCUAUCGAUGAUCACACUGAUUGCGAUCCCGAUCAUCUUCUUGCUGUCGAAGGUCUUCGGCGUGUACUACGACAAACUCUCCGAGGACUCGAUGAACGCCACCGCCAAGGCGAACGACGUCGCCGAGGAGGUGCUGUCGGCGAUCAGGACCGUCAAGAGCUUCGCCUGCGAGAAGUUCGAGGCGUUACGCUUCCUCGGCUUCCUCGACAUCACCCUUCUAAUUGGCACGAAAAAGGCCUUUGCCGUGAUUGGCUUCAUCUGGAGCUCAGAGCUGCUCCAAAUGGGCAUCCUGACGGUCGUCCUGUGGUACGGUGGCCAUUUGGUCAUUCAGAAGAAGGUGGAAUCCGGGCUUCUCGUCUCCUUCCUGCUCUACCAAUUCCAGCUGGGCGAGAAUUUGAGGGAGCUCGGCGAGGUGUGGAACGGGUUGAUGCAGGCCGUUGGAGCGUCUCGGAAAGUGUUCGAGUUCAUCGACCGCCAGCCCGUCAUCACCAACAACUACAACGGCGGUGUUGCCCCGGCAAACGUCAAGGGGCGCAUCGAGUUCAAGAACGUCGCCUUCAGCUACCCGAUUCGACCGGAUCUGCCGAUUAUGCAGGACCUGACAUUCACGGCUGAACCUGGCGAGGUCGUCGCCCUAGUCGGCCCGUCCGGCGGCGGCAAAUCGUCGUGCAUCGCCAUGCUCGAGCACUUUUACGAGCCGAACUCGGGCGAGGUGCUGCUCGACGGGAUCCCGAUCCGAGAGUACGAUCACAAGUAUUUGCACACAAAGGUGGCCCUCGUCGGGCAGGAGCCGAUCCUUUACGCGCGAUCCGUCUAUGAGAAUAUUGGCUACGGCAUGGACCACUUCACCGAGGAGGGCGUGCAGAACAGCGCCAAGCUCGCCAACGCCCACCAGUUCAUCAUGGACACGCAUGACGGGUACAACACCGACGUCGGCGAGAAGGGCAGCCAGAUGAGCGGCGGCCAAAAGCAGCGUAUCGCCAUCGCGCGAGCCAUCGUUCGCGACCCGGUCGUCUUGCUUUUAGACGAGGCCACGUCCGCGCUUGAUUCGGAAUCCGAGCACCUGGUACAAGAAGCCAUUUCGAAAAAUCUCAAGGGGCGAACGGUCAUCCUAAUCGCCCAUCGCCUGAGUACUGUGGAAAAUGCGGACAAGAUUGUGGUCAUCAACCACGGGCGCGUCGAGCAGAUGGGCACCCACCAGGAGCUGAUCAAACAGGACGGCCUCUACAAGCAGCUCGUGCAGCGCCAGAUGAUGGCGAACGAAGAGUUGCCCGACGAGACGCCGCUCCCACCCCAGACAACCACCAAGAGCCGGCGCAUCAGAAGGGACUCGGCGUCGGGCGCGGGCGGCAGCUCCUUCCUCGGCACCUCAUUCGCCGGAUCCUACAUU
This is a messenger RNA of Mesorhabditis spiculigera, 2427 nucleotides long. Lineage: Eukaryota; Metazoa; Nematoda; Chromadorea; Rhabditida; Rhabditidae. The record is from the annotation of a GenBank genome assembly.